Messenger RNA from Lolium rigidum, 646 nucleotides. RefSeq lists its product as uncharacterized. Bases 61 to 213 code for a protein of 50 amino acids. The transcript is spliced from 2 exons. NCBI's taxonomy places the organism in Eukaryota, Viridiplantae, Streptophyta, Magnoliopsida, Poales, Poaceae. The record is from RefSeq and is a predicted model, not a curated record.
AAUCCGGCGACCAGGAUUUCUGCGAUCGAACUCCGGAGGCGACGAAGAGAAGCGGCGGAGAUGGCGGUGAUGGACAUGGCGUUCAAGGCGCUCACGGCGGGGCUGGGCGUCACCACGCUCUACCUGGCCGCCACCUUCUCCGUCAACGUCUACCGCGGCCUCGCCUGGCACUCCGAGCAAUCCAAGUUAGAAAAGGAGAAAUCAGAAGACUAAGACGGAUCAGCAAGUUAGGGUGUCGGACAUUACAAACCGAAAGGACCUACAAGAAAGAUCACAUUUUGAUGAUGGCUGAUCAUGUGUGGUUAUGUUUUCUGGGACAGUUUUUGUAAACUAAUAAGAUUUCCAGACAGUUUGAUGUGAUAUAGAUUGAGGGAUUUGGACCUACAAGAAAUCUCACAUUUUGGUGAUGUCCUUUUUUUUAUGGGAUUUUGGUGAUGUCCUGAUCAUGCGUGUUUAUGUUAUGUGGGAUAGUUUUCGUGAACUUUUAGGAUUCCCAGACACGUUGAUGUGAUAUAGAUUUAUGGUUUUGAUGAUCAAUCAUCUUUUGUAAGCACUAUUUCAACAUGUUUCUACCUUGUACCAACAUAAGGGUGUCCUGGGCGUCUCGUCCCUUUCACCAAUUUAUUUACUAUUUGUUCUGGUUGUA